Messenger RNA from Neogale vison (American mink), 1782 nucleotides. It is a transcript of the gene LRRC63, whose product is annotated as leucine rich repeat containing 63. The transcript is spliced from 9 exons. The record is from RefSeq and is a predicted model, not a curated record. Lineage: Eukaryota; Metazoa; Chordata; Mammalia; Carnivora; Mustelidae. The coding region runs from base 16 to 1782 and encodes 588 amino acids. Gene Ontology annotation, molecular function: protein binding.
UUAUUAUUCAUUAAAAUGCAAGAGCACCCACAACUACUUCGAAGACCUUUACCUCCAAAAUUCCCUAAGCUGCCUUUAAGUAAGAAGAAAGUCCAUACAGCCAAGACUGGUAAAACUGAGCCAAAACAUGUAACAUUCAUUCAAGAUGAAAUCACUUCAAUUGAAAGAAAGAAAACUAGUUUUCCUGAUGUUGUUUCAAGAAGCCAACCACAAACCCUUGUCAAUAUCCAAAAUCUCUUUCUUGAUCAUUAUAUACAAGAAAGAGUGACUACUAUUUCAAUACCCAGAAAAACUUCUAAGAAUGUGUAUUGGCAUAUUCCAGAGACUGCUACUGGUUCCUUAUUUUUUCCAACCUGUCAUUCAGCCUCAAGUCGUGUUUUUGGGAAAGAAAGAAGACAAAUGAAAAGGUCAAGAAUAUCAAAAGAAAAAGCACCAAAAAUAAAAAAUAUUUAUUUUGGUGACAUGUUCAAAGACAUUGUGAUUUUCUCCUCAGAGUUCUCCAGACUUCCAAGUACUACUUCCCCAGCUAUUUCUCCCAAACCCAAGGAAGUUCUGUCUGCAUCUACCUACACUUUUAGGCAACCUCUGAUAGGUGCAAGAGCAACAGUGCCAAGCCCUAUAGCAAGAUCUAGUCAUGUUAAAGGAAGAAGAUGGUGGGCUAAACAUUUAAAACAAGAUACUGCUGUGGUACUAAGUAUUACUCAUUUUCCAGGUCCCAUCUCCAUACCAACACCUGUUUUGCCAAGAAAACCUCAAAGACAGUCUUUGUUAGAAACUCAGGUAGCAGAAUCUGAAAAUGUAGAAAGUACCCCGAGGCAAAGCACACCAAACCUACCUGAAGGUAUUGUUAAAUCUAGAAAACAAGAGGAAUCACAGGUACAUCUCAUACGUGGUGGAGGUCUUAAGACUAUCAGUGCAACACGAUAUGAAACAAUAAUAGCCAUGACCAACCUUGCCAUAGUAAACUGUCAAAUAUAUGGAAGAAAUGCACUUAACCUUAAGGGCUUUUUUAUCACAAAUUGUCCAGACUUAACGAUUUUGGCCUCCCAAUUGGUAUAUCUUAACUUAUCCUUCAAUGACAUCAGUUACUUCCCCACAGAAAUACUUUGUCUUAAAAAUUUACAAAUACUAUUACUAAGAAAUAAUCCUAUCAAAGAAAUCUCUUCUGAAAUUCAGCAACUUAAGCUCCUUAGAGUUUUCAGCAUUGCCUUUAAUUUGAUUACUACUCUUCCACCUGGGUUAUUUCUUUUGUCCCAUCUUGAGGAACUUGAUAUUUCCUACAAUGGUAUUGCUUCCAUUCCUAAUGAAAUCCAGAAACUCAGAUCACUUGAAAAGCUGAAUGUGGAUGGGAACGAACUGACGACUUUUCCAUCCUCAAUUUUGAAGCUUAACCUGAAAAAAAUCCUCUUUGAGAAUACUUUCACUCAUCCUAUGUUCUGGAAAGAGAAUUCUUUGAAUAGCCCACCAUCCCUUACUCAAAUUGCUUCUUUUUUCUUUUUAAAAAAUAAUCUACGUGAAUAUUAUAAUGUGAUCCCAGCAGAAAUUCAAAAGCUACUCAAAUGCACAUCUAGGUGUGAAUGGUGUCAAGGUCCCAUGUUCGGUCAAGGUUUUCGAGUCAUCCGAUCCUAUGAUGGUUUUGGAACAACACACCUUCCUAUUUUGUUUCUUGUGUGUUCUUCUUCCUGCUAUAGAGAAGUAAAGGAACGCAGUUUUGUUUCAGGUAGUAUUCCUAGUGGAAAAAUAACUCUAAAUUCUGAGUUGAUAAGUCAGGCGAUGAUUUAG